Messenger RNA from Myripristis murdjan (pinecone soldierfish), 2101 nucleotides. RefSeq names its product THUMP domain containing 3 (gene thumpd3). The record is from RefSeq and is a predicted model, not a curated record. Gene Ontology annotation, molecular function: RNA binding; tRNA (guanine) methyltransferase activity. The transcript is spliced from 10 exons. Lineage: Eukaryota; Metazoa; Chordata; Actinopteri; Holocentriformes; Holocentridae. Gene Ontology annotation, biological process: tRNA methylation. Bases 252 to 1691 code for a protein of 479 amino acids.
ACUAACAGCAAACACGUACCCGGAAGUAGUAUCCAGUCUGUGCCUGUCGAGUAAUGUAGCUGCCUCGUGUUUGACCAGGUGGUCCGGCUUCAUAUUAGCCAAGUUUAACACAACCGGCUCCGACCAAGACUGUCAACAACUUGUGCAAACCAACCGGGUUUCUCUGUUCCGGUUCAACGGGCGCAGGUGAGCCGCUGAGCUGGGAUACAGGUGGUGUUAGUGGUCAGCUGUAGCUCGGUGUCCCCGCAAACAUGUCAGCACAGGGAGAUGGGGAUGCAGACCAGGGCGCCGUGACGCUGGGACCGCAGACUGAGGCCAUCAUCACGGUGACCAUCGGAGCCACGGUGCCCACAGGGUUUGAGCACACUGCUGCAGAUGAGGUCAAGGAGAAGAUUGGGGUUGAAGCCCGGAUCAGCAGAGACCGUGGCCGCAUUUACUUUCAAAUCACUACCGACCAGCUUUUCCAGGUACACCUCCUGAGAUCUGUGGACAACCUGUUUGUUGUGGUAGAUGAAUAUGAACACUACCAGUUCAAAGAUACAAAGGAGGAGACACUGUUGGACUUGCAGCAGCUCGCAUCCAAACUCCCCUGGACCAAUGCUCUGGAAGUGUGGAAACUAAACAACUCGCUGAAAAAGAAAAGAAGCCGUAGGAAAGGAGGAAAUGGCACUAAGGUGAAACCUGACAGUGAGGCCAUGGAUGCAGGCAUGGCUGAAGCUGAGCAGCAGCAGCCACCACAGCCGUUAUCUUCUGAAAGCCAGGCUAAAGAGGAGAGCACACCUGAGUUAGAAACCAUCGCCCAGGAGCCAGAGGAGUCGGCACCCGAGGCCAAGCUUAUCAAGUUCCGUGUGACAUGCAGCCGGGCCGGUGACAAACACAGCUUUUCCUCCAACGAGGCUGCCAGAGACUUUGGUGGUGCUGUGCAAGAAUUCUUCCAGUGGAAAGCAGACAUGACUAAGUUUGAUAUUGAGGUCUUACUGAACAUACAUAAUCAAGAGGUUGUGAUUGGCAUUGCACUGACAGAGGAGAGUCUUCAUAGGAGAACCAUCACUCACUUUGGACCCACUACUCUGCGUUCCACCCUGUGCUAUGGCAUGCUAAGGCUGUGUAAACCUCAGGCAUCAGAUAUAAUACUUGAUCCAAUGUGUGGGACUGGAGCUAUACCAUUGGAGGGGGCCCUAGAAUUUCAUAAUUCUUUCUAUAUCGCCGGUGACAACAAUGACAUGGCAGUUAGCCGCACCCUCAACAAUAUAUGUCACAUCCAAAAACGAAGAGAAGACAAAGGCAGUGUACCUGGGUUGCGCAUUGACACGGUGCAGUGGGAUCUCUGCCAUCUACCAGUAAGGACAAGCUCUGUUGACAUCAUCGUCACUGACAUGCCGUUUGGAAAGAGAAUGGGCUCUAAGAAGAAGAACUGGGACCUUUACCCCUCCUGCUUGAGAGAGAUGGCUCGAGUGUGCAGACCAGGCUCAGGGAAAGCUGUCCUGUUGACUCAGGACAAGAAAUGCUUUUCCAAGGCUUUAUCCAGGAUGGGAGGAUUGUGGAGAAAGCUGCACACUGUUUGGGUCAAUGUAGGGGGUUUACAUGCUGCAGUGUACCUGCUCAAGCGGACAGGAGCAAUGUUUGGACAAACUCCUGAGGAUGUCCAUGAACCACAAGGAAUGGCCAACACACCAGAGGAUGAAAAGUAACCGAGUGGACUAGAAGCCUUCUUAAUCCUUAUCCUGUUGGAACGGUUUUCAUGAUGGAUUUAAGAGGCUAUGUAGGAUCAAUAUAAUUUAUUCAGUAUUCCCACUUUACAGAUUUUAUUUUCCUUCAUUUUCUUUAUUCAGAUUUUUCAAACGUGCCAAACAGUUUGUUUAUCCGUUUUGUAUUGUUAACAGUUGAUUUAUGAAGGUUGUGGGGUAAAUGAAAGAGAAACUCACCUAAUGUUUAUGUUCAGCAGCAGUUUACCUUCUGUUUGAGUGUGGCUGUUCAGUUGUUCAGGAAUCUGGUGAAUGUUGUUCUUCCUCUACUCUCAGACUCAAUGUGACCUGUUGUUUUUAGAGGAACUUUAUGUUGCUUUUGGCUGUGAGAAAUAAAUGUUUCCAAAGUGUCAUAA